This is a messenger RNA of Brassica napus (rape), 1045 nucleotides long. Its product is annotated as bidirectional sugar transporter SWEET8-like. The record is from RefSeq and is a predicted model, not a curated record. Gene Ontology annotation, cellular component: membrane. Lineage: Eukaryota; Viridiplantae; Streptophyta; Magnoliopsida; Brassicales; Brassicaceae. Gene Ontology annotation, molecular function: sugar transmembrane transporter activity. Gene Ontology annotation, biological process: carbohydrate transport. Bases 6 to 851 code for a protein of 281 amino acids. The transcript is spliced from 6 exons.
CAUACAUGUGUGUAUGUAUCGAACCCAUACAUUACACCCGAAACGCUCUCUCUUCUCUCUCGAUUAGGUUUCCUUCUACACUUGCUCUUCUUCUUCAUCAAUCUCGCUCUCUCUCUCUCGUUUCGAUUGCAACAAUGGUUGACGCUAAACAAGUCCGCUUCAUCGUCGGAAUUAUCGGGAACGUGAUCUCCUUCUUUCUCUUCUUCUCGCCAAUGCCGACGUUUUGGAGGAUCUUUAAGAACAAGUCUGUAGAGGAGUUUCAACCGUGGCCUUACGUGGCAACGAUGAUGAACUGUAUGCUUUGGGUUUUCUACGGACUCCCUGUCGUUCACAAGGAUAGUAUCCUUGUUACCACCAUUAAUGCGGUCGGCAUGGGAUUCGAAGCUUUCUACAUAUCCGUCUUCUUAAUCUACUGUGGCGGCAAGAAAAACUUCAGGAGGAACAUUGGGUUAUACCUUGUGGCUGAGGUUAUUGCGGUGGCUGGGAUUGUUUUGAUUACUCUUUUCGCUAUUCAAAACGAGUUUGCUAAACAGACGUUCGUUGGUGUCAUCUGCGACGUCUUCAACAUUGCUAUGUAUGGAGCUCCUUCACUUGUCAUCAAAAAAGUGAUAAGGACAAGGAGUGUAGAGUACAUGCCGUUUCUCUUGUCUUUCGUCAGUUUCGUUAACGCUGGGAUUUGGACUGCCUACUCUUUGAUCUACAAACUCGAUCUCUACGUCCUCAUAAGCAACGGUCUAGGAACAGCCUUGUGUGCGUCUCAGCUAAUUGUCUAUGGUUUGUACCGCAACGCUACUCCAAGGGAUGAGGAUAAAACGAAGCCAUCGGAGAUUGAAAUUCCAGCGACGGCCUGAUGUUCAAGUUGUUGAUGUUUGGAUCUUCUCUACUAUGCGUACAUGUACAUACACAUUUGUGUGUAUGUAUAAGGAUUUUUUUUAUCUUUUCAGCUUUGUUUGGGUUUUGUUAGAAUCUUAAUAACAUUAGUUCUUUUUUAAUUGUCUAUUUUCUGGAUGAUUUUUUUCUCAAGUAUUGAUUUUUCAAAAAUUUA